AUGGUCUCACCAAAUUUUGAUAUUCAAAUGCCAUGGUAUUUAAAGCAAGAGGUUCCCGAAAUUGUCGACAAAUUCAGGUUUAUUCAACAACAAGAAGACCUGAGACUUCGAGAUGCGACUAUGUAUCCGGAAGAAUCUCGAUGGAGUCUGGGGGUUUCGGUAGAUGAAAAAAAUGAUUGCCGCAAUAGAUACGUGAAUAUUAUGCCCUAUGAAAGAAAUCGGGUUAGGUUACAAGUCCAAGAAGGCAGUGACUACAUUAAUGCGUCGUAUAUUAAAGUCUCGGUACCGACGCAGUCGUUAAGACCAGGCCAUUAUAUUGCCACGCAGGGCCCGACUAAACGGACAUGGCAACAAUUUUGGCAAAUGUGUUACCAGAUAUGUCCUCAGGACGACGUUGUCGUAGUAAUGGUAACACCUUUAGUCGAAGCCGGGCGUGAGAAAUGUUUCAAAUAUUGGCCCUCGAAUGAGACGAAACUGCACGUCGCUCGUCAACAAGAUGUAGGUGACGCGGAUCUCGAGAAAUCCACGUUUCCCAGUGCUUUGGACGUCUCGUUCGAAAGUGUCACGCAAGAAGAUCAUUACGUUGUCACGAGAUUACGACUGACUCCAGAGAUGCCGAAUCUUGCUCCAAAGACUGUGCAUCAUUUUUAUUUUGAUCAAUGGAAAGACAUGUCGAAACCAGACGAGAUUUUACCCAUAUUGAAACUCUCACGACACUCGCACAGCGUCAACGGUGCUCAAAAUCCAAUUAUAGUACAUUGUUCCGCCGGUGUGGGCAGAACCGGUACUUUCAUCACGCUCGAUCAUCUGUUUCACGAUACCUAUGAUUUUACGCAAAGCUCCCCGCUCCAGGGCUACAAACACGAUCUUAUAGAACAGAUAAUCUUGCAAUUGCGUACUCAACGCCUGAAAAUGGUCCAAAUGAUUGACCAAUACAUAUUUAUAUACAACGCGGCUCGUUGGCUGUUCCAAAUGGAGCAUCCGUCUUGA
Lachancea mirantina is the source of this 990-nucleotide messenger RNA. Lineage: Eukaryota; Fungi; Ascomycota; Saccharomycetes; Saccharomycetales; Saccharomycetaceae. The record is from the annotation of a GenBank genome assembly.